CUUGAAUCUGAUUGGUUUAGCGGUUUGUUGUGAGGAGGUGGGAAAAAUGACUCAGAGAUUCAGAAGAGAGCUGUGAUGGUAGCACAGUCACAACAGCCCCAUACUUCGAACUACCCCCCAGGAUAUAAAAUGGAGAAGAAAGAAAGUAUCCCUCUCGUGACAGAGGAGGCGCGUAUGAUAUUAGAGGAGUUUCUAAGGCGCAAUACGAGUAGUACGCAGAGGCAGCGUUCGGCUACCACUGGGACACCACUGGAGGUUAUAUACGAAGGUCUCGUACCACCCCCUCUAGUGGGAAGAUCUAGUAGUUACAGAGCUGCCUCUCAGGAAUCUAUUUUAUCAGACUACGAUGGACCUCCACAGAAUGGCUCAACAAGCCUCACAAAAUCGUUGACAAUAUCUGCUUCUGAUUAUAAUUAUAAUAAACGUGUAAUAAAAAGGGAAUCUCGGGAAUCAGGUGAUGGAACAAUUCGAAAAUCUGGUAGGGUUUCUUCUGAGGAGGCGCUCGAUGAUUCUCCUGAUAUGGACUUAGGGGGUUCAGAAUCAGAAGAAGACGAGACAAAGCCAAGACAUAAAAAAAGUUUUUUCAAACGUGCAACUGAGAGACUUCGACAAAGUUUUAGAAAGAUGAACAAAGACGAUGAAAUAACAAAAAUAAAAGGAAGUACAUCCAAACUUAGUGACGAUGGUAAUAAUCAUAAAAAGCCUAAUAAGGCGAAAAAAAUGAAAAAAUCGCGGUCGAAGGAAUUGGAAAAAGAGCUACAAGAUAUUAAAGAAAAAGAAAAACAUAAAGAAAAAGAACAUAGAGAAUCUAAAAAAGAACGUUCUGGUUCAAAACUGUUUCGAAGAAAUAGCAAAAGUACAAUGAAAAGUCCAGUAUCAUCUGAUAAGGCUUUAACGCCAAAUAUUGAAGUUGACAGUGCAUCUCCCAUCCGUACCCCCACUUCCCGGUCUUCAUCAAUGCGAUCGGUGAGAUCUGCAUCUAUCAAAGUCCACUAUGAAGAAUCAUCAGAUGACAAAAAACGUAAAUCACCCCAGCGUAAAAUGUCUUGGAGGGACGGUGAAGCUGGGGGAGUCUUUGAUAAUAUUAUCCAUAACAUUAGAAAAGGCCUUAGAAGGAGAAAAUCAAAAGAUGGCAGCAGCGGCAGUGAUGGAUCAUUUAGAAGACGUGCAAAAUCAAAUAUUGCCUUUGAGGAUCGCAUAGAUAUUGAAAGAUCACCAGUGCCACGGCGUCACACAGCCUCAAACAGAAAUGAUGUCACAACGACCACUACAUAUCGGCGAAUCGUCAGCCAGGAAGAAAGACAAGAAAUUGAUAUAGUUCCAUCCGUGCCAACCUCGAGUAGUGAUUUUGCAGUAGGUCAGAGAAGUCGUGCGCCAAGUGGAAGUGCUCAAAAUGGUCGUAAUUCUAUGACAUUACCUGGCCUUAUUGCCAGCCGACCACGUUCUCCUAGUCACCAACGUAGGCCAACCGUUUCCAUGGUUACUGAGGAACCGGAUGAAGUAGAACCUAUACGACCUAGAACAGAUAGUUUGCCGUUUCAUGAAAAAACUGAAAAAGAGCGAGAAGAAAUAUUGGAAAGAGUUGCUAAGCGACUGGCAGCCAUUGCUGAUAAUUAUGUUCUGAAUGCACAGGUGUCCCCGGCAGAUCCCUCUCCAAAUAUGGCAGCUGCUGCCGCUGAUGAGAGAACCACAAUGAGGCUGAACUCUCUGGAACGAAACAUCGUUGACGUGCUCCGGGACCGAGGUGAUGAAAUGACUGAAUCGAUGACAUUACCAACAGGUGCAAUGUCCAACCUUGCAUCUGGGAUGGUCGACAACUUAAGUUAUGGAACCUUUGACCAUGCCAUGUCACAGGUCGUGGGCCAAGAGCCAGGCUGGCAGCAGAUUGGGGUGUUGUUUCAGCUAACAAAGGCAGCAGUCAAUGUGGCAGGAGCGGGAGGAACUAUGGCCCGGACAAUCAAAGAUAUGAGUCUCAAAUACUUUGAGGAUAAAUUCGCUGGUUGGCUUGUUACUCAGGGUGGAUGGGAAUCCCUCACAGAUGCGGAAUACACAGAUUCUGAACUAGACUGA
Messenger RNA from Owenia fusiformis, 2070 nucleotides. The record is from the annotation of a GenBank genome assembly. NCBI's taxonomy places the organism in Eukaryota, Metazoa, Annelida, Polychaeta, Sabellida, Oweniidae.